Ipomoea nil (Japanese morning glory) is the source of this 3033-nucleotide messenger RNA. Its product is annotated as cation/H(+) antiporter 15-like. Gene Ontology annotation, molecular function: antiporter activity. Gene Ontology annotation, biological process: regulation of pH; proton transmembrane transport. Bases 302 to 2869 code for a protein of 855 amino acids. The transcript is spliced from 2 exons. The record is from RefSeq and is a predicted model, not a curated record. Lineage: Eukaryota; Viridiplantae; Streptophyta; Magnoliopsida; Solanales; Convolvulaceae. Gene Ontology annotation, cellular component: endomembrane system; membrane.
CAGAAGAGGUCUCUGAACCGUUCUUCUUUUCCCGUAUUUCCUCCAUUCAUCGUCUUAUUGUUUUCGUUAUGCAUAGAUUUCUGCUAAUUCAUUGUAGCGGUGGCUAUCUGAGGCGAGCGGUGGUGCAACCGCAGAACUCCGGCCAGGGUGGUCCCAGCCCUGGCAAGCACAGCGCGCAGGCGGAGAAGCUAAGGGAGACAAGAAUUGAAGAAGAAGAAUUAACCUUUGAUUCAAUUCGUAUCAACAAGGCGGCCGGCCGGCAGCCGGGAGGAUCUUGAAGGAGGAAUAGAGGAAGAUAAAAAUGGCGGCGCCACCACCUCCUGCCAAAGCGGACGUGGACUUGGAUAGAUUGGCGCAAACGGUUACGUGUUUUUCUGAGACAAUAUACCGGGCAAAUGGCGUCUGGGAAGGGCCUGAUCCUUUGACACCCAUCAUUCCCCUAUUCCUCGUUCAGAUAAUGAUGGCUAUAUUUUUCUCCCGUAUUCUCAAUUUCGCCAUGAAGCCAUUCAACCAGCCUCCCCUCGUCGCUGAAAUCCUCAGUGGGAUGCUUUUGGGGCCUUCUGCAAUUGGAGGAAUCAACGGGUUUCGAAUCGUGUUCUUCCCGAACUACAACUUCGAGAUAAUAGAGACGAUGGCGCACUUAGCCCUCGUCCUCUACGCCUUCAUGACCGGACUCCAAACGGAUCUAAAACCAAUCCUGCGCAUCGGCUCCAAGGCCAAGACCGUCGCGCUUUCCGGCAUCAUCGUCCCCUUCCUCAUCGGCGCAUCCUUGUACUACAUCCUGUCACACGACGACGAACGCGGGAAGAUGCCCGGCAUCAUAUUCUACGGCGGCGCACUUACCGUCACGGGCUUCUCAAAUCUCGCCAAAAUCCUCGACAUGCAGAGACUUCUCCAGACCGAGGCGGGGAAAGUGGCUCUGUCUUCGGCCACAAUCCACGACUUGUCGUCGUGGGUUUUUCUGGCGCUGGGAUUGGCGGCCUCAGGGGGCGCUAUGCACUGGGCGAUAGUAUGCACUGCUCUCUACAUUUUGUUCACCGUCUCUUAUUUACGCCGGUUUCUGGCAUGGAUCAUACGGAAGACGCCGGAAGGACAGGGGUAUAGUGAGUUCUACAUAUGUUCCAUGGUGAUCGCGAUGAUGUUCUGUGGGGUUAUUUCGGAUGCGAUGGGGACACAUCCGAUGAUUGGGGCGUUUCUCUUUGGGCUCAUAAUGCCGUCGCAGGCUGUCGAGGCGGCGAUUCUGGAUAAGCUUGAGGACUUUGUGAUGGGAGUUUUCAUGCCGGUUUUCUUCGUGGUUUGUGGGCUUAGAACAAAUAUUGGUGUUAUCGCCACCGAUACCAGUUUCUCUCUCGUUAUCUUGACGAUAAUCUUUGCCUUUUUAGCCAAGAUUAUUAGCGCUCUUGCGGCGACUUGCUUCUCUGGCUUGUCAGCUAGAGAGGCAAUCGCGGUGGGAAUACUGACCAACACCAAAAGCACUAUGGCCAUGAUUCUUCUUGAAGUGGGUCAAGUACGCCAGGUUUUGACCACUCAAAUCUACUCUAUAAUGGUGGUUGCGGUUCUGGUAAUGACGAUGGCGGUCACGCCCUUGACCAACAGGUAUCGUCCCCCUGAGAACAUAUCGCCGUACAAACGGAGGACGAUAGAGAUGAAGGGGAAACCAAACGAGGAGGAGCUACGAGUCCUAGGAUGUAUUUACGGAAUCAACGAUGUUCCUCCCAUGAUCAAACUCCUGGAAUCCUCAAAAUCCACGAGGGAGUUUCCGAUGAGCGUGUUCGGGCUGCAGCUGGUGGAGCUGGUCGGCCGUGCUCCGCCGAUGCUGGUGGUGCACAGCUCCGCUAGGCGAGGGCCGUCGAGGAACCUCAGCCACGAAGGGGUCCAGACCAGCCAAAUCAUCAGCGCGUUCGACAACUACGAGCUCCGGUCCCAUGGAGUCACCACUCAAGUUCUGACAGCGAGGACCUCGUUCUCAACCAUGGCGGAAGAUAUCUGUAACGUCGCCCGGGAAAAACGCACUUCCUUCGUUAUCCUCCCGUUCCACAAGCAGCCCACCAUGGACGGCGACAUGGAAGAGGUAAACCCGGCUAUCCAGAGCGUAAACGAAGCGGUGCUGGUUAACGCUCCUUGCUCCGUCGGAAUCCUCAUCGACCGUGGCCAUUGUCACGCUAAUGAAUGCGCUCGGAACAUCGUCAUGAUGUAUUUCGGCGGCCCGGAUGACAGAGAAGCCUUGUCGUUAGCGUGGAGAAUGAUUGAAAAUGAAUCAGACGCCGACAUCGACGCCGUCGGUGGUAGCGUGCAGUUGACCGUGGUAAGAUUCAUUCCGGGGGAAGAUACGUCGUACAAUGACCCUAUGGGAUUCGCAAAUUAUAGCAAAAGCUUCGUGAGUAUAAGCAUCGACCCCGACAAAGACAGAGAGCUGGAUCAACAACUCCUCAACGAUUUCAAAUCCUCAACCGCAAACGACAACUCCGUAACUUACGCGGAACUGGUCCUGAACAAUGAAGAAGAAACUACCAAUGCUAUCAAAGCAAUGGAGACUCGGAACUAUGAUCUCUACGUCGUGGGGAGGGGCCGGGGAGUGGUGUCGCCGCUCACGGCCGGUCUAGCGGACUGGUGUGAUUGCCCGGAGCUGGGGCCGAUAGGAGAUCUUCUUGUCACGUCGGAGUUUGAAUCGGCGUUUUCAGUACUGGUGGUACAACAGUACAUGAAAUCUUCCCGGGCCGGCGUGGAAGACUCGGAGGGUUCUUCCGGAAGAAUGAGCCAAAUGAUGGAGAAUAAAGUGGAGGAGAUCCCGCUGCGGACGUCGAUAUCGGAUACUGAAUCGGUCUUCCAAUCAUUUCCGAGUUUUAACGGGAAUAAGGAGCACGUAUAAUCUCAGCUUUAAUAUACUAAAAGCUCUGCUCUCAAGUUAAGUAGGAAGACUAAAAUUGUUAUUCAUUCCUCAAUCUCAUGUAAAUCUCAAUCCAAUCUUCAUAUUUCCAGAUAAGUUAGGUCAAAAUCUCAGAGUUAAUAAACAUUAACAAUUUUUAUGCAAAA